CCCUCUGGUUUUACGCCGGUUGGCAGCAUAAACCGCUGAAGCUCUCCCAUUAUAACCCUCCACCUCCUCCUCCCUCACGUUCUCUCUUUCUUUCUAAGUAAAGGUACUAAGUUGGUGUGUCUAUAUUCUCUGGUUUUUAACCGAACCAGAGUACUAUACUCAUUGAAGCUAGUUCUUUGCAUAAAGUUUGUGCAGUGAGCUUUGUGAUUAUAGAAUCGUAUGUGGUUAAUCUGAAAUUAAUGGGGCAGUUUUGAGCAACGGUUAAAGGGUAAAGAAAUAUUACGAUUAUUGUUAUUCUUAAGAAGGAAGGAAGGGAAGGGAAGGGAAGGGAAGUAAAUAAUGGCUCGGGCUACUAGUACUAACUGGCUCUCGUUUUCACUUUCUCCAAUGGAAAUGUUGAGGUCAUCACCUGAAUAUCAGUUUGUUUCUUACGAGAACUCCAGUGCUGUAUCUCCUCACUACCUGAUGAACGAUUACUUCUAUGCAAAUGGGUGGCAAAAUCCCAAAUCGCAAGCAUACUUCACUGGAGAGGAAGACAAAGUACAAUCAACUAUGGCAGACUCGUCCUUUCUCACAACUCUAGUUGAUGUACAAGCUCAACAUACCCAAGCGGUACCUAAACUGGAGGAUUUUCUGGGCGACUCGUCAUCAACCCAGGACUCGUCGUUGACUCACAUUUACGAGCAAGGCUCGGCCUACUUCAACGACCAGCAAGAUCUGAAAGCAAUUACUGGGUUUCAAACGUUUUCUACUAACUCGGGCUCGGAAGUCGAUGACUCGGCUUCAAUCCCACGAACUCAGUUUACGGGUCACUCGAUUGACUCAACGCGGAACGAGUUUGGGUUCUCUAAUUGUGCAUCGGGUGCUUUGUCACUUGCUGUUAACAACGACGAGAAGGCUUUAGUCUCUGUUGAUUCUGAUUCCACCAAGAAGAUCGCCGACACCUUCGGUCAGCGAACUUCGAUUUACAGAGGAGUCACCCGGCACAGGUGGACUGGAAGAUACGAAGCGCAUCUCUGGGAUAAUAGCUGUAGGAGGGAGGGUCAGGCCAGAAAAGGGCGUCAAGUGUACUUGGGUGGAUAUGACAAGGAAGAUAAGGCAGCUAGAGCUUAUGAUUUGGCAGCUUUGAAAUACUGGGGCGCAACUGCAACUACCAACUUCACUGUUUCAACUUACUCCAAAGAAUUGGAGGAAAUGAAACAUGUGACGAAGCAAGAAUUCAUUGCUUCAUUGAGACGAAAGAGUAGCGGAUUUUCGAGGGGAGCUUCCAUUUACCGGGGUGUUACAAGGCAUCAUCAACAAGGUCGUUGGCAAGCAAGGAUUGGCCGUGUUGCUGGGAACAAAGAUCUAUAUCUUGGGACAUUUGCCACUGAAGAGGAAGCAGCGGAGGCAUACGAUAUAGCAGCCAUAAAGUUUAGAGGUCUGAAUGCCGUGACAAAUUUCGAGAUGAGUCGAUAUGAUGUUGAAGCCAUUGUGAAGAGUGCCCUUCCGAUUGGAGGGGUGGCUAAGCGCCUGAAGCUCUCACUCGACGCAGAGCACAAGCAAUCACACAGCCAUGACCAACAACCCCCCCAGUGCAGCAGCAGCAGCAUCAAUUUUGGGACGAUGCAACCAGUUUCAGCUAUCCCUUGUGGCAUUCCUUAUGAGCAUACUGCUGCCACCACUCUCUAUCACCACAACCUUUUUCACGACUUUCAGAUUACUAACAACUUUGGCAAUGCCGACUUGGCUGUCUCCACCUCAUCCACAGCCGGUCCAUUGGCAGCUCUACCUCAACCAGCCGAGUUUUUCAUUUGGCCUCACCAGUCAUAUUGAAGUGGGGAAGCGGUAGUUUUUGACUGAAACUUAAUAGUUAGUCGCAGUAUUACUUAUCAGCUAACAAAGAGUAUCAGACUGUCCUGUUUUGGUGACCCAUAUCUGACCCUAUCCCACCCUAAUCAAACCUGCUAAGCCUUGGCAAUAUCUAGGAUCGGAGGGCAGGAGUUUGUUUUGUUUUGUUUUGUUUUGUAAGGUGAAGCUCCUGCCUAGCUAGCUAGUUACAGUAUAUUUAAAUCUUGAUUUUGUAAGUAACUUGGAAGUCAAAAAUGGUUGGAUGAGACAUCAUGUGAUCAUAAAUGGUUCCUGGCGGAAAGUUUCUUUUGUUCUCACAAUUUAUCUUAGU
Tripterygium wilfordii is the source of this 2161-nucleotide messenger RNA. Its product is annotated as AP2-like ethylene-responsive transcription factor AIL6. The coding region runs from base 340 to 1815 and encodes 491 amino acids. Gene Ontology annotation, molecular function: DNA binding; DNA-binding transcription factor activity. Lineage: Eukaryota; Viridiplantae; Streptophyta; Magnoliopsida; Celastrales; Celastraceae. Gene Ontology annotation, biological process: regulation of DNA-templated transcription. The transcript is spliced from 10 exons. The record is from RefSeq and is a predicted model, not a curated record.